AUGGACGACCUCUCCGGCCUCGAUUGGUCCUCUAAGCCCACGGGCGGGCACCCGAAGCCGCCAGUUAUGAACUCGGCCUUUGCCUCAAUGCGACCAACACCAUCCCCGCUGGGUUCUGGACGCAAUACGCCUCUGUCCACCCAGGGUUCUGGUCCCUUGGCUCCGAAGCCAGCACUGGCGAAACCUUCGCAGGAUAGUUUCAGCAAUUUGAUGAAUUUUGGACAGGCAAAGUCAAAGCAGAAUCUGAGUUUGGCAGAGCGACAAGCGCAACUUGAGGCUGAGAAGCGCCAGAAGGAUGAGGAGAGGAGGAAGCAGCAGGAGGCACAGUUUGGUAAUGGCCAGUUCUGGGAUACACUUGGUAGUAGAGGGGCAUCCACGAGCCCUGCUUUGCAGCCACCUCCAGUCUCGAAGACGCCAAAGGCCGACGACGAUGACCUCUUUGCUGCCUUCCAUAAAGACACAAAGGUCGAUAACGCGAGCCACUAUCCCCCUCCCGAGUCCCACCGAUCGACCCCAGCGAGUGCAGCUCCCACAGCGCCACCGAUCAACUUGAAUGAUCCAAGCGCCUGGUCAUCUAAUGGAACUGGAACAAACGGAGGUGGAUUCGGAGUUGAGGAUGAUGAUCCAUUUGGCUUGAACGAGAUGAAACCUGCCGCCGCUCCUGCUGCGCCCAUUCAACAAGUUGACGAUGACGACUUCUUGGGAGAUCUUGCUCGUCCAGUUGAUGAGGUGCGACGUAAACAAGAAACAACACAACCCCGCCCGGAACCUGGAAAGCCUAUUGAAGAGGAGGACUCAAGCUCAUCUGACGAGUCGGUUCCUCAAGCACGUGAGCAAUUUACUGAACGACAGCCUCGAGUCAACAAGGAUCCUUUUGACAGGGCCGUGGCGCAGCUUGUAGAUUAUGGAUUCUCAGCUGAUGAUGCUCGCCGUGCUCUGGUCGAGAGCGGCGAGGGUUAUAAUGCACAAGCUGCAGUAAAUUGGCUUCUAGAUGAAGCACACAGGAAAUCCAAGGAGCAGGCGCAAGGAAAGACCUCAUCUGCUAGCUCUAGUAGACCUGCCAGUCGACCUCCAAGGGGCGACAGCAGAUCCCCAGCCGCAGGAGAACAGGACUUGACCAAGACGGCUGCUGCUGUUGGCACCAGUUUAUUUAAGACAGCCAACUCGCUUUGGAAGACCGGCCAGAAGAAGGUGCAGCAGGCAGUUGCUGAUUUCCAACAAGAAGGCGACCCAAGCCAGCCUAAGUGGAUGCGGGAAGCACAGCAGCAAUCCAGGGCACAAGGAACAGGAAAGGCUCGAGCAGAUGCUACAGACGAGGCCAUGAUGCUCGACGGUGGCCGUCCUCAACCUCGUCGUACUAACAGUAGGCCUGAACAGAGAACUACCUCCCAACCACCCAGAGGGCAGUCACCUGCUCACUCUGCUGGGAGUCGUGCCAGCCCUGUUCCUCGAUGGCAGCAGCAAGCACCGCCACCGACGUCGGCUUUUGACUCAAAAUCACGACUUAAUCGAUUGGCAGCAGAUGAUGACAGUUUCUCAACUUACAGGAGUCCCAACAGACGAAACAAAACUCCCUCACAAGCCACUUCACCGGCACCUGCACCUAAGCCAGCUGAGCCGGAACCUGAUCUGCUCUUUAACUCUAAGGAGGUCAGACCUUCUCAGUCUCUACCUUCAAGAUCGGCCCAGCCUUCGCCAAGGCCAACUACACAGGCCAAGCGGCCUUCACCCCCUGUCUCGAGGCCCUCGCCACGACCAGCUCGGGACAUUCCUUCGAUUAGUCCUGUUGCCCUGCAGACCUCGACACAGCACCGACUUCAAGGCACAGCUCAUUUUAAGAGAGGUGACUAUGCCGCUGCUCACUCUUCGUACUCGUCCUCACUAUCGGCCGUCCCACAAAUGCAUCCUCUCGCCAUUCUCCUCCUUUGUAACCGUGCCCUAACCGCUUUGAAAACUGGAGAGCCAAAACAAGCUGUUGACGACGCUGAUACUGCACUUAAACUUAUUGGACCUAGCAAUGGACAAGGUGAAGUGGUGUCUGUGAAGAAUGAGAGUGGAGUCGAUGAGAACCGAGACCUAAAAGACCUUUAUGGUAAGGCCUUGAGCAGGAAAGCCGAGGCUCUUGAACAGAUGGAGAAAUGGGCCGAUGCCAGCGCGGUCUGGCAGCUCUGUGUUGAGAGUGGUGUUGGUGGGUCAAAUGCCAUCAAAGGCCGACAGCGAUGUCAGAACACACUGGCACCCAAGCCCAAGCCAGCACCUAAACCAGCAGCCAAACCUCGACCAAGACCUUCGGCGACAGCUAGUCUCGGGCCUUCGAAGAGUUCUGAGGCUGUCGGUCGUCUCCGUGAGGCGAACGAAGCUGCAGCCAAAGAGGACGACGAGAAAUUUGUGCUUUCUGAGAAGGUCGAUGCCAAGGUAUCUGCCUGGCGGGACGGAAAGCGUGACAAUAUUCGUGCGCUCAUUGCCAGUCUUGAUACCGUACUGUGGGAGAACAGCGGCUGGAAGAAGGUGGGCUUGCAUGAGUUGGUUAUGAACAACAAGGUCAAGAUCUCGUACAUGAAGGCAAUCGCAAAGACACAUCCUGAUAAGCUCCCUCAAGAUGCAAGUACCGAGGUGAGACUGAUAGCAGGUUUGGUGUUUAGCACUCUGAACGAGAGUUGGGAUAAGUUCAAGGCGGAUAACGGGCUAUGA
This is a messenger RNA of Fusarium sp. VM40, 2691 nucleotides long. The record is from the annotation of a GenBank genome assembly. NCBI's taxonomy places the organism in Eukaryota, Fungi, Ascomycota, Sordariomycetes, Hypocreales, Nectriaceae.